Klebsormidium nitens is the source of this 2127-nucleotide messenger RNA. The record is from the annotation of a GenBank genome assembly. NCBI's taxonomy places the organism in Eukaryota, Viridiplantae, Streptophyta, Klebsormidiophyceae, Klebsormidiales, Klebsormidiaceae.
AUGGACAAGCUUGUGAAGCUAUGCUUCUCUAGGACCAACUCUAUCGCCGCAGCCAUCGACCCUCGAUGGAAGGAAACGGUGGACAGGCUGAAUCUGCCACAGUCUCAUGACCAGGUGACGAACUACCUCGCAAGGUCGUCACGUCUACUUGGAGAAGUCCAAACGUACCGCUGGCACCCCGGCCCCGAGAAAGGGCAAGACAAGGGCCACUGGCAUCUUUUUGCACCCAGUUCAGAGGACAACAAGUCCACCCCGUGCCCCGAGUGCGAAGACCGACCAGGCAGGCCAGCGUGGCGCGACUGCCCCGAACACCAAGAAAAGUGCCCCGACUGCGGGUUCUUGCGCCGGGAUGCCUUUGAACUCCCCUUCAUCUCCCCCGAGCUGCAUGCUCGCGCAAAGCUAACCACGGUCGAGGGGUGCAAGGACGCCACGGUCAGAGGGGCUUGGGGCGAGCGAGACCACUGGUUGGGGCAACCGAAAGGGGGGGUACACGAGCCGCAGUCCGAAGUCUGGGACGGGGAGAGGUGGCGAGACGACGCCGCUUUCUUCGACCCCCAGUCCAGCUUCCUCUUGCCCUUGAGAUGCAAUUGGCUGUGGCCUGUCAUGUACCCCCAGAAGAUGCAGAUGGUCCCCGGGCCCGACAGCUACGAUGCCUUCAUGCUGGUCCUUGUCCUCGACGCCCUGAGGCUGUUCAUCGAGGGCGUCGAACUUGACUACGCCCUUCCCCCCCAAGAGAUAAGCGCCCAUGUCCCCCCUAGGAGCGGACCGGUCAGAAUUCGGAUGAUGAUCUCCAGCGUCUUCUCCGAUCUUCCGGCGCUUGCGGACAUGGUAAAGUUCAAGCUCGGGGGUUUUCACGUAUCAAGGGGCUGCAAGCAUGUCGGCAGCUACGUGGACGGAAAGCUGGUCUACACGGACGGCCGCCGACUCGCCCGCGACGGAUGCGUCCCGAAGACAAUGGACGAGGUGGCGGCGGCCAUGCUCGAGCAGCUGGGGGCGGAAACAAAAGCGGAGCGCGCGGAAAUUGGGCACCGGACCGGCAUCAUCGGGUUUAGCAUGUUGCUAAUUUUGUGGGCCGCAUACGGUCUGCACCUAGUGCUUGACGUAUGCAGCGACUUUCUGCACUGCGGGCCGGAAAACCUGUGCAAGCACCUGAUCCGCGAUAUGCUGUACGGGCGUCUGGCCGUCGAGAGGAUCCUAGACAAAGAGGCGCGGGCGGCCGGGAGGACGGGCGCCCGGCUGGAAGCCGGUACCGUCAAACGGGCAAAGAGCGUUCAGUUGGGGGAGCACAACUUUGCGGUCGGCGACCACGCUGUGCUGCGCCCAGAAGCUGCGGGCCGGUCGGAGGAGUACGUGCUCGUGGACUCCUUCUUCACAGCAAAGCCGCAAAAUGGUCCCCGGCGGGUGUUCGUUCAGUUCUCUGCCUUCCAGGCGCAACGGGAUGGGGCAACCGGGCUGCCUUUGGGCGGCAGACACCACAACUGCCUCAUGCUGCAUCCCCUCGAGCAAGCCCAGAAGCGCGUCCGGCUGGCUCGGGACCUGCGCCGGCACUUCAUCCCGUGCCCCGCUCCUGGAGAAACCGUCUUUACUGGGAGCAGCCACGUGAUCGAGGUCGCCCCGAGCGGGUUCGGUUUCGAGGCCCACGACGUGUGGGUGCCGGUUUACCCCCGGGUUGGAGACGUGGUGAGGCUGGCGGUCCGUGAACCUCCGGACGUCCGCCAAGAGGGCGUUCAAGGGCAGUGGGGGUACGGGGCCCCGUACGACAUCCUCAAAUUUGUGAAACCUGGGUUCUCCCUCUCGUACGCCCUCGUGAAGCAAGUGAGCAGCGGCCGGGGAAGGAUGGCCGUCGUGCAGUGGCUGCGGCGCUCCGAACCCGCUGCACCGGACGGGGAGGAGAGCGACUGGACGCUGUGGCCUAUAGCCGGACGCACGGCGAUGGACGUGGAUGACGUCAGCGAGAGCGACGCCAGUGAGAGCGAGAGCGAGGACGAGAUCGCGGGCGCGUUCGACCUCAAGCGAGUCACGUGGAACUCGAUCGUCGACCGCGUGGAGUCGAUAAAGGCGUUCGAGGACGAGAGGGGAACGGUGUUCCGCUUCAAGACGCUUCCGCCCGUGAGGGUACGGAUUUAG